AUGGGCAGCACCGCGCCCAGCCAGAACCCUUUUGCAAUGGCCACACAGCCAGCCGCGGAGGCCAUGCCUGCCGAUGCCGCGACGGCCCCACAGGAGACCCAGACUACUGCAGACCCGUUUGGCAUUUACGACAGCAGCACCGGCACGCAGUUUGCCGACAGCACCCUGUACGACGGCGCGGUGGACGUGCGUUACGGGGGGCAGCGCGUGGUGGGCGAGCGGCUGCUGGAGAUCCGCAACCAGAUGGUGAACAGCGUGAAGCCUAUCUACACGUUCGAAAAGAUCGUUGAGGUCCCGCAAGUCAUCGUGAAGGAGCGGACGCGAGAGGUUCCCAAGCCACAGAUCGUGGAGCGCAUCAUUGAAGUGCCGAAGACGGAGGUCCGGGAGCGCACCUUCGUCGGGCCUCCCACCGUGCAGUACCAGGAGCAGAUCGUCGAGGUGCCGCAGGUCGUGGUGGAGGAGCGCGUCGUGCACGUGCCGAGGCGGGAGGUCCAGGAGCGGCUGAUCGAGGUGCCCAAGAUAGAGUACGUGGAGCGGAUCGAGUACGAGGACUUCAUAGAGUACCGCGAGGUUCCAGUGGACAAGAUCGUUGAGGUCCCCGAGAUCGAGUACCGCGUCCGGGAGGUGGAGCAGUUUGUCCCGCAGACCUACAUACAGGAGUACUACGUCGACAAGUACGUCGAGACCCCGAUCACACAGGUGCAGGAGGUCGAGCGCGUGGAGCACGUGCCCGUGAGCAUGCACCAGAAUGCCGCCGCCGCGAUGGCGAGCUCGCAGAUGGCGGAGGCGGCGCGGAGUCUGCAGCAGGGCGGCCUGCAGGGCGGCCAGCAGUUCGUGACCAUGUCGUUCAACGUGCCUGCGCACAUGGCUGCCGCGUAUUCACAGGUGGCCCCCGUCUCCUCGCCGGGGUCUCAGCAGGUCGGCUUCCCGGCGGAGGCCGCGGUCCAGCCGCAGGUCGUCAACUCGUACAUGUCGUACGACCCGAGCAAGGUCCACAUGAUGGGCCAGUUCGUGGACCCGCAGCAGCCCCUGGAGUCGAAGCAGGCUGGAGAACAUUUCGCGGCUUCGUCAAAGUUCGCGGGCAUGCCGAUCGGGCAUCAGUUCCUGGUGCCCCACGGGAGCGUCGGCCCCUGCGGCUCCAUGCAGGGGUGCGCCACCCCGCCAAUGGCACCAGGCUCCGCUGCAGUGGUGAACCCUUUCGCAUCCAUGCCUGCCGGCGCCGCGGGCAAUCCCUACCAGUCAGUGCCAGUGUUCUGA
Molecule: messenger RNA, 1257 nt
Organism: Prorocentrum cordatum
Lineage: Eukaryota; Dinophyceae; Prorocentrales; Prorocentraceae
Source: the annotation of a GenBank genome assembly